Messenger RNA from Physella acuta, 1857 nucleotides. Its product is annotated as protein ABHD8-like. Lineage: Eukaryota; Metazoa; Mollusca; Gastropoda; Physidae. Gene Ontology annotation, biological process: acylglycerol catabolic process. The record is from RefSeq and is a predicted model, not a curated record. Gene Ontology annotation, cellular component: membrane. Gene Ontology annotation, molecular function: monoacylglycerol lipase activity.
CUUACAUAGAGAUGUGUAAACAAUCGAGUCUAAGCUUAGAAACCAACUCUUUUUAAAUUUGAGAAUGAAAUUUAAACAAUUAAGUUAUCAGUUGCACUUUGAUGACUUUAAUAUACAUCAGGGAGUUACUGUUCUACUAGUGUCGGACAAAAAACUCGCCUGUAAGUAAAACUAUGAUGUAGUUCACUCAAAAUUUCAUUUCCAUGUUGAGGCGAAGACGGCAGCGUGUUGGUCCCUCAGAUAACAAUGGCACAAUGAUAGAGAUCCGUCCCGGACGUAAGCUGAGAAUUCGACAUUUUAAUGCCAAACCAAGAGAUGAAAAAUUUGAAAAAGAAAUGCAGCUGUAUAUCCAAAACAAGCAAAGAAAUGCUCACAUAUCAGGCCCCCUUACUAUGCCAAAAAUGGCUCAUAACUCAACACAAUUGAACAAACCUUUUUGUGAUAAUCUCAUGCUAAAUGAAAAAUUAAGUGCAGGAGACGGUUUACAGUCUGAGAAGCAGUACACAUCUGAGGUUACAUUAAGUAAAGUAGCACAUAUAUCCCCUGCUAAGUCAUUAACAAAGAGCAUGAAUUAUGAAGGAGAAACAAAUUCUUUUACAGGAAGUGCAGCAGAAUCACCAUUGCAUCAUGGGAUUACAGAGAAGAAUAUUAGGUCUGCCUCUAGUGUUCAGGUGUCAUUACAUAAUGCUGGCAGAAGACUCAAUGAUAUACAACCCUCUAACGAAUCAGGUCUUUCACAGUUGAGAGAAGAUGAACGUGAAAAGCAAUAUAAUGAGCUGCCAAGUUCACUUGAUCUUCGUAAUUCUACGCCCCAUUCUAAAAUACAUGAUGUGUCCUCCCAUCCCGACUUGCAAAAGCAACUACAGAAUCAAAUUUCAAGUUCUAGUGAAUCAUCUACAUCAAAUCAAAAACUUACUCAUGAAGACGUUGUUUUAUUUUUUAUUCAUGGAGUAGGUGGCUCCUCUGAUGUGUGGUGUUCACAGUCUAAAUAUUUUGCGAGUCGAGGAUAUGAGAUUGUCAUUCCUGACUUGAUAGGGCAUGGAUUUAGCUGUGCACCCAAAAAUGCCAAAGCUUAUCAUUUUAAAGAAAUAGCUGCAGACUUAGAAGAACUGUUUGAUAAAUAUUGCAAGAGAAGAAAUAUUAUUGUUGGUCAUUCAUAUGGUGCAUCUUUUGCUACAUUGUUAGCCAGAAACAGACCCAGGCGCGUCUACAAGUUAAUACUUAUAAGUGGCGGGCCACCUACCCCACUGGCUCCCCAGCCUGGGGUUUUCACCCUGCCCUACUGCUUGCUGGCCUGCAUAAAGCCAUGCCUUGUCUGUGGGUUCCACAAAGGUGCGUUUCACAAAAGAAGAAAACCUGUGAUCUCAAAGGAAGAAGCCUUUAACGUGCCUGCCUAUGUCCUGCAGAAUGUGAUGAAUGGUCAGGACUGGCCUGAUGGGGACGAGCUGUUUCACAACUGGCUUACCUGCCCUUGUUUGCUCAUCUAUGGGGAUCAGGAUCAGCUGGUGUCACUCAGGGAUGAGGAGGAGAUGGCCAAGGUUUUAUUGAACUCAAAGCUUCAAGUGAUCAGAGAUGCUAGCCACAUGGUGAUGAUAGAGGCACCAGAUGAAGUGAAUCAACUCUUGGAACAGUUCAUCCACGAACCUGAAGGUCCAUCCACUGGCUACCGUAACAACUAUGCAGCUCAGAAGUGCCUAAAUCAGUCAACGUCUUUUACCAACAGCCAAAAAUCUUCAAAGCAUACUUUACCUCAAACCUUUAUAAGUAAAAGUAUUCUAAUUUAAAAUAAUUAUUAGGUGUUUUUAAGGGUGUUUUAAUUUUUAUUUUUAUUGAUUUACUAUAAAUAAAAUGCAUUAU